This is a messenger RNA of Cyanistes caeruleus (blue tit), 1000 nucleotides long. The record is from RefSeq and is a predicted model, not a curated record. NCBI's taxonomy places the organism in Eukaryota, Metazoa, Chordata, Aves, Passeriformes, Paridae.
GGCUCUGCUCUUUGUCCUCCCAGGCUGGGCCGGGGUGCAAUGGCAGCCUCCUCCUCGUCCUCCUCGGCCGGUGGAGUCAGUGGCAGUUCCGUGACAGGGUCGGGGUUCAGCGUUUCGGACCUGGCGCCGCCCCGGAAAGCUCUCUUCACUUAUCCCAAAGGAGCCGGGGAGAUGCUGGAAGAUGGCUCUGAGAGGUUCCUCUGCGAGUCUGUGUUCAGCUUUCAGGUUGCAUCGACGUUAAAGCAAGUGAAGCAUGAUCAACAAGUCGCAAGGAUGGAAAAACUUGCCGGUCUGGUGGAAGAGCUGGAGGCAGAUGAGUGGAGGUACAAGCCAAUAGAGCAGCUCCUGGGAUUCACUCCCUCCUCAGGCUGAGCGUGUCUGGAUCGCUGCUGUCAGGGAGCAGAAGAAAAACAUUCCCUGGCCUGGCUUCAAAACGCCCCCCAUUUAUCAGAUGCUGACAGCUUCAUCGGCCAGGAUGGGGCUUUGGGUUUUUUUGAGAGUGGGGAUCCCCCGUAAAGCUGCCAAUAAAUGGAAAUGAGGGGAUUCUGUAGGUCCUUACAGGCUGGCAGGGCUUGGUUUCUGUAACUUAGAAGGCAGGAUCAGCUGUACAGCCCUUGGAGAAUCUCGUAUUGUUUACAGAGGAGGGCACACGGACAGUGUGGCUGCGGGUAGGGCGACCCUGUAACUCGGCCCAGGUUCCCGCUGGAGCGCAGCCGGAGCGCUGGGUGAGCGGGGAAACCCUCUGGAGCAAACUCCAGAAGCACUCCUCAGCCCCAGCUGUCAUUCUGGGGGAUGGACACAAACUAUCCUGGGGUCAGGUGAGGGGCCAAGCGGUGUCACCUCCUCCAGCAGUGCCUCGGCCAUUGCCCAAGCCAUUCCCUUUUCAUCACCCUUUCUCUGAUAGCACUGGUGGGACACUGCUCUGUCUUUAAUACCCUGAAACUUUGUUCUCUUUGUUCUGUGUUAGAUUUCUGACAAUAAAAUAAUUCUUUCUCUGAAA